Messenger RNA from Aphanomyces invadans, 4984 nucleotides. RefSeq lists its product as hypothetical. The transcript has 2 exons. Gene Ontology annotation, biological process: transcription initiation at RNA polymerase III promoter; 5S class rRNA transcription by RNA polymerase III. Gene Ontology annotation, molecular function: DNA binding. Bases 4 to 4473 code for a protein of 1489 amino acids. NCBI's taxonomy places the organism in Eukaryota, Oomycota, Saprolegniomycetes, Saprolegniales, Verrucalvaceae. Gene Ontology annotation, cellular component: transcription factor TFIIIC complex. The record is from RefSeq and is a predicted model, not a curated record.
GCGAUGUUUAGUGCCAAUCGAGCAGUCGCCGCGCUCGUAGAGAAUGUCGCUCUGGAAGGCCGCAUGGGGAUCUCGGCCACAGCUCUCUUUGACGCGUAUCUCGUAGGCACACCAAACGAUGCCCCCUUUCGUGAGUUGUGUUGGCGCUUGCUCCUCCGAGCGUCGGUAUCGACAGGAACGGACAAGGAUGCACCGAUUCGACUGUACGUCCCGUCUGUUCCGUCGGGCACAAACGUCGCUACAGACAUCUCGUUCAACGACGCUGUGGCGAGUGAUGUCUGGGUCGUUGCAUGCGAAGCUCUGCGUUUCCGGGCAUUGCACUUGACGUCGCCGUUGGUGAUGACGGACAGUUCGACGGCGUUCCUCAUCUUAGAAGUCGUGGGCAAGAGCCGUGCCAAGGGAAUCUCGACCAUGGACAUCACGUCGUGCAUUCGACAAAACUUGCUGCCACGUGAACUCGAGAGUAAGAAGUUCGACGCCGACUUGCGGUCGAUCCACCACUACAUGGACCGGUUGAUCAGCCAGAAACUGCUCGUAAAGAAGAUGGUCCAGACCACGGAAAACUUCAAGUGUAAGCGGUUCAACAUCGUGCUGUUGCCGCGGUUUGAAGCGUCGUUCGAUCUGGAAUCGACGCUGCCGCAAUCGGUGAUGGAGGACGGCCCGCAGUGGAAAAACCACGCCGUCAACUACCUCAUUGGGUACCUCAGGCAGCAGGAAAACCACCAGUGCACGUUCAACGACGGCAUGCGAGCAAUCAGCAUCGAGAAGCGGCGGCUGGAAGCGCUGAAGAACUACAUUAUUGUAGAAUCGAAGAAAGUCGGGUCGUCGUUUCCCAUGGAGAUCUUCACGGCCAACCGCGCCGACACCAAGCAACGCUUCUGGUGCGUACGGCUCCGUGACAAGUUCGUCGCUGCCAUGGCCGCGGGCGAAGCGACAGGAUGGGCCGCCGCCGACCGCCUCGACACACCGCCGUCCAUGAUCUUUCACGAAAUGGGACUCGUCCAACAAGUGUACGAUGCGGUCCUCCAUGCCGGGCCGCUCGGGAUCACGUCGCCGGACUUGAAAGACAAAUUCGGCAUGUAUGGUAAAUGGCCGUACCGUCUCCUCACGCUUCUCGCGACGAGCUACCCCGUCCGAAUGGAGAAAACUGUCAUUGGUCGCAACUCGGUCUACCGCCUAAUUGCGACAACGCCUCCGCCAACGACUAAGCAUCGAGUGCACCACGUGCCUGCCAUCCUGCCGCCUACCUCGACGGACAAACCAGCUAACCACGUCUCGCGGAAACGGAGCUUGUCUCCGCCAACGUCCACCGCCACUGUGGCCAAGAAGAAAAGGCUGCACACCCACACGUUGCGCCACAGCAUGGCUCCUGCUUCGCCCACCGUUCCAUCCGUCACCGACACGACGGCGCUCCGUCGUUUGCACAUUCUGGACCGGCUGAAAAAGGAAAAAAUCGUGUCGUUGUAUUCGCUCCGGUCGUCCAUCAUCGAAAUGGAAAACUACGCCAAGGAUGGACGCGGCUUUUGCUCGUUCAACAGUGGCCACCGCGUCGACGUUCGGUCCAUCGUCCGCAUCGUGGAAGGGUCGCCAAAUGAGAUGACGUUGCGGCACUACGACAUGCCGAUCAAGUCAAGCUUGACCGCGUCCGGCACCAAGAGCAGCCGCCUCGUCCUGGCGGCUGACGCCACGGACGCCGACUUGAAAACGUUCCUGGACGCUUACGCGCGCGACUCGCGCAUCCAAACGCUCAACAGCAAAGCGUUCGUGAACCCAAACGUUAUGAUUCAACCCAACAACCCGCCGUCGUCCACUUCCAUCGCGUACAAGUUGAAGGACGUCCUGACCGCAAAAAGCCAAGUCGAACGCGACCGCGAGAACCAAAGCCACCUUCUCGGCAAGUGCCACGGAUUCCUCUAUCGGUGCCGCCUCUUCCAUACGUACGUGUUUGAGUACUUGCAGUCGGCCGUGGACCACCCCCUCCUCGCGGACGUGGCGGCGGCCCACGCCCCCGAUCGCCUCUUUCUCCUCGACCCGAUAUUCCAAAGCAUGUCUGUGACGUUGUACAUUCGCAUCCUCGGCAUUGGCCAGCUCCUCCUUCCCGACGAGUUUAGUCAACUCCAAGCUGCCGUCAAAUCCGGCGUGAAACUCGCCGACUUGCCUCCGACGCUGCAUGAGAAAACGACGCGCCACCAGAGCCGCCGCCUGACCAAACUCCUCCGCGCCCUCAUUGACCUCAAAGUGAUCAAGCCGCAUCGCCUCGGCCACGACACGCUUAUGUCGAUUCUGCAAGGAACCGACGCAAAUGGCGACCUGGACCUCCAUCGGUUGGUGCAGUACACGUUGUACGACCGCGUCAUUGGCGGGUUCUUCAUAUGGCACCGCGACACGCGCAUCUACUUCAGCACAACCAACGACAGCCACGGGUGGAAUACCGCGACGAGUGUUCGUGUAAACGCGACCAAGUUUCCGUACACGUUUGGUCAUGCCGUGCCCCUCGUCCACUCGUUUCGAUCGACCGACGACGUCGACAUGUACUGGGAAGCGCUCGAGUGCUGUGCGACGGAGCAGCUGACGACCAACCCCGCGCCAGGGCAAGUGAUGAAAUUGCCGCCGCUCAUCUCGACGGAACACAUCAACAUGGUCGCGGCCAAGAACUGGACGCCCAACACCCACGGCGUCCGAUACAGCCGCCGGGACAAGACGGCCCCGAUGCCGCGCAUUCCAGGCUCAAACAAAGUGCUGGUACAGCGCCGCUCCAAGAAGAAUGAGAAUCGACCAGACGGGGUCCAUGGCGGCCCGAUGCGGCGCAAGUACAAAAAGUACAAGUUCGUCCCGCGCGGCGUCCGCUUGGACGUCAACUUUACCCCCGAAGAAGACGCAGAGAUCAUGAAGUUGUACUUGCAGCAACUCCAAGCUACGUGGAAGGUGCCUGUCCCUGUCGAAAUGCAAGUCCCAAACGAGCCCGUGGCCGUCCGUGGGCCACAAGUGCACCGGACCCAAGUCAGCACGGUCGUAAUCACGCGAUCUGCGGCGCCGCAUCGCCCGGUGAGUCGCGUUCGCCGCCGCAUCGAUGAGUUACUUGCCAAGUUGCCCAAUAAACUCGCGUUGCUGACGCUGAAACGCUCGUUUUUCGGCGACACAAAGUUUGAUGAGGAGCGCCUGAUCGAGUCGACUCCGCGGCUCGGCGCCCUCGUGACGCGGGUGUUCAUGAUUCUCUUCACGACCGACGCCGCGUACAACCAAAUGGCCGCCGAACACUUGGUCGGGACGUGGACGCGGGAGGAGAUCGCGCUCGUGUGGCGGUACUUCUGGCUCAAAGGAUGGAUCGUUGUCGCCAAGCCGUUCCACAUUCGCGGAUUUGUCUUGACGCGGCGCUUCCAUGAGAUUUUCAAAGCGUCGUGUACGAUGUCGUACCCGCUGGACAUGUUUGUCGAGGCCGCGGAGCAAGCCAGCUUCCUCGCGUCGCGCGCCACCGACUCUGUCGAAGAAGAGGACUCGAUUCGGUGCUGCGGCGCUGUCGAGCACACGGCGCUCGUCCUUGGCCACGGCCAUUACCAAGUGCGGCACAUACCGUUGCAGGACACGGCCAAGGGCCCCAAACCCCAAGCACUCAAGCGCCGUCGCGACCACCGCCUCUCCACGAGUGGCUGCGGACUGCUCAACCACCUCGAUCAGUCCGAACUGGACCAGUGGCACGCCGCGUUUAUCAUGUCCAACAACACGACGUCCACGCCAGAGUACGAAGUGUUUUCCCACCAAGUCGAACAACCUCGGCUCAAGCGAAUGAAAGCUGCUGCGCUCAAAAAGCGCCUCAUUCCGUUUGCCAGCUUCGAGCGCGUCCUGCUGACCGUGGAGGAAGGGGGUAUGGCGAUAGACGACCUUGUUUUGGCGCUUGGCCACGACCGCGAUAUCGUCAUCGAGAGCGUUGACGUGCAUGUUGACGAAGACAAACUGGUCGCGGUGCAUGGUUGGGCGUCGUUGGUGUACGUCCUGCCCCAGUUUUCCCAGAUCUGGACAGUGUACCCGUACACAACGACAGCUCGUGGAGCGAUUCAGCUCGACACGUCCAUGGGCACGACCCCGCAUCCCUGGUUGAAGCUCAAUACACAGGCGAAUGGACCGUGGCUCGUGCGGCUCCAGCGCAAGAUUGUCGCGCUGUUGAUCCAGUUUCCCGGAUGCACGGAAGCCGCUGUGCUGUCGGGGGUCGAAGGCGUUCUGCCGCCGCAGCAAGUUCGCCUCCUCCUCUCCGGCUUGGUUGACGAAGAAGUCUUGUACGCACGCCUCGUUCGGCAAGAUGGCGCGGAACCGUUUGACCUGUUUGCGUCGGCAACAGCAUCGCCUCAAAUUUACGUCCCCAGUGACGACACGGCGCUGCUGCACGUCGACCGGUCCCGCUUUGUCGUCCACUACUUUCCAACUCCCGACUGCAUUGUAAAAUACGGCCAAGUCGCCCAAGAAAUCGACCGGGUGUAGAGGUCCCAAUCGUCAAGCAGCGAUGGAAAGAUGGGGCUUGAAUGUCGACCAUGCUGCCUUUUGCACCGUUGACCUCGGCCGACACUUUGAGCAAGACUUGUUGAGGACCCGUUCCUCCUGCACGCCGCAGUGUCUACGUCCGUCUCGAAACACAUGGGUAGCAGCAGAAGGAAGCGCAGCACGGCGUCGUGGCCGUCAUAGAACUCGCACGACGGCAUUGAUAUUGGCGGCUUCGUCACUGGCACAACUUGCCGGUGUACGUGCCAACGUCUGGCCCCUUUCACGUCGGCAGUCCUCGCAGCGUCGUCGAUGGCACCUACUGUCUCUGUGCGGCCCGCUGCAUGGAAAAGUAUUGCGGCAGGCAUUGUCGCGCGCAUGCGAUGCGCAUCCUUCGCACCGUACAGCGCGCAAGGACAAGACCACCGUCGUGGCACCACCACGUCAAUCCUUAACGCUCUCGAAGUGGCCGUACGUCGAGAUGGCGAUACUCGGCCGCCGCGUCCAUGGCAGG